Messenger RNA from Micropterus dolomieu (smallmouth bass), 1925 nucleotides. RefSeq names its product DDB1- and CUL4-associated factor 7-like. Gene Ontology annotation, cellular component: nucleus. The coding region runs from base 311 to 1339 and encodes 342 amino acids. Lineage: Eukaryota; Metazoa; Chordata; Actinopteri; Centrarchiformes; Centrarchidae. The transcript has 7 exons. The record is from RefSeq and is a predicted model, not a curated record. Gene Ontology annotation, molecular function: protein binding.
CUUGUUAUAUUUCCUCCCGUUCGCCGCCAUUGCUGCCAUAGUACGAAUAUCUCCUAGCAGCUGUGUGCGGUGAAUUUGACACAUUUAACUGAUUUUUGUAUGUAAUGCGUAGCUUUUACUGCCGGGAAAGCACCCGACUACAUGGAGUCAACAUUGCAUACUUGUGUUGAGAUUACUCAACGUUAGCAGAGACAAUAAGCUACAUUGGUAAAGUGGCUAGGCUGUUGCAGCGACGCGUUCAGGGUCUUCCUUUCCUUCUGGUUAUUAUUAGCUAGUUCUCACACAAAGGUUGUUUGCAGACGCUUUGAAGAUGUCCCUACACGGAAAACGUAAAGAAAUCUACAAAUACGAGGCGCCGUGGACAGUUUACGCCACGAACUGGAGCGUCCGACCGGACAAACGCUUCCGACUGGCGCUCGGUAGCUUUGUGGAGGAAUACAAUAACAAGGUUCAGAUAGUUGGUCUGGAGGAAGAGAGCUCAGAGUUUGUGUGUCGAAACACUUUCGACCAUCCCUACCCCACCACCAAGGUCAUGUGGAUUCCCGACACCAAAGGAGCGUACCCGGACCUGCUGGCUACCAGCGGAGACUACCUGAGAAUCUGGAGGGUGAGCGAUACAGAAACCCGUCUGGAGUGCCUGCUCAACAAUAACAAGAACUCUGACUUCUGUGCACCGCUCACAUCCUUUGACUGGAAUGAGGUGGACCCAAACCUGUUAGGUACUUCCAGUAUAGACACCACCUGUACAAUCUGGGGACUGGAGACUGGACAGGUGCUGGGCAGGGUCAACUUAGUGUCGGGUCAUGUUAAGACGCAGCUCAUUGCCCAUGACAAAGAGGUGUAUGACAUCUCUUUCAGCCGAGCGGGCGGCGGCAGGGAUAUGUUUGCCUCAGUGGGUGCGGACGGCUCGGUCCGCAUGUUUGACCUCCGUCACCUGGAACACAGCACUAUCAUCUAUGAAGACCCCCAGCACCACCCACUGCUCCGGCUCUGCUGGAACAAGCAGGACCCCAACUACCUGGUCACCAUGGCGAUGGACAGCAUGGAGGUGGUGAUCUUAGAUGUGCGUGUGCCCUGUACUCCGGUGGCCAGACUCAACAACCACAGGGCUUGUGUCAAUGGAAUCGCCUGGGCACCACACUCCUCCUGUCACAUCUGUACAACAGCGGAGGACCACCAGGCUCUAAUUUGGGACAUCCAGCAGAUGCCACGGGCCAUUGAGGACCCUAUACUGGCCUACACAGCUGAGGGAGAGAUCAAUAACGUCCAGUGGGCCUCCACCCAGCCCGAUUGGAUCGCUAUCUGCUACAACAACUGCCUGGAAAUCCUCAGAGUCUGAGCGGCAGUCAUGAAGAAAUGAGGCAACUCAAAAACAUUCUCAGUUGGAUUUACAAGCUGACGUGACUUUGUUGCAGGGAAUUCUUUGUUUAAGAAGGACGAACAUUAAUUUCAUGCUCGUAUUGGAUUCAUGUUGAUACAGAUGUGUGUAAAGCUCUUCUCUCCCGAGAACUAGAGUACGUCACUGCUUGACUGUGUGAUACAAUACCGCAACCUCCUAUGAUCAGAAAACUCAAAGUAAAAAUGGUAACCAAGUAUCAAGAAACCAAAAGACUGAUAAAUCAAGGGUCAAUAGUCUUCAAGCUUUCAGCAUGCUGUCUCAGUUACGUGUUUUUAUAGGCUACGUGGUGCAUUUAAUGUGUAGUUUUACUCACUAUGUCAUCCUCAUCUAUUUUUAAAAGUGGAUUGAAUGUACUUAAUGUGGAUUUUAAGUGUUCAUAUAUUCAUUGAUUUUUUUUUUUUUUAACUUAUAACUAUAUGUAUUUUAUUCAAGUGAAUAUUUGUGAUAUGAAAAGCAUCUGUUGUGAUACAUUAUGUGCAACAGUUUACUAAUAUUAACUGACCUUAAUACAGAUUGUCUUUUGUAA